CUACACUCUUCAUCGCCAGACAGACCUAUCCAAAAUGUCGAACCUGGGAACAGUCAAGCACAUCCCCAAGGAGGUACGAUACAACUUCCUCAACAUGGCCGCUCCGGCGAGCUAUGUUGCAGGUCUUGGUCGAGGUGCUUCAGGUUUCACCACUCGAUCCGAUAUCGGUCCAGCUCGAGCCGGCCCUUCUGCUGAAGUCAUCUCGGAAGCCCAAGCCCGCCGUGGGGAAGAGGAAAUCCCGGACCCAGAUGCUAUGCAGGACCCGGACGACGAGAGGAAUCUGUUUGCGGGGACGGUUUAUGAGGCGGACGAUGAGGAAGCCGACAGAGUUUGGGAUAGCGUGGAUGCCAGGAUGGACGCGAGAAGAAAGGCAAGAAGGGAGGCAGCAGAAGCCGAGAUGGCGGCGCAAGAACGAGCUCGUAACCCAAAGCUACAGACCCAAUUCGCCGAUCUCAAGCGUACACUCUCGAGUCUGAAUGACACGGAUUGGGACGCUAUCCCAGAAGCGGGCAAUUUGACCGGCAAAAGACGAAAGCACAACUUGCGUCUCGAAGAGAACCAGAACGGCAAAAGCUACAAUGUCAGCGAUACGGUUAUCACAGACGCUAUCAACAAAAAACAAACAGUCGGAGAGGUGGACGAUGCGGCAGAUGGGACAGAGACGGAUUUGGUUUCUAUUGGUAAUGCUCGAGACCGAGUCUUAUCAUUGCAGCUUGACCAAGCUACAAAAGAUGCCAGCAAUGGCUCGUCCACCAGUAUUGACCCUCGUGGCUACAUGACCGCUCUCAAUUCUCAAGUUGUCCAGACUGAUGCCCAAAUCGGCGAUAUCAAGCAGGCUCGUCAACUUCUCCAGAACCUCAUCCAGUCCAACCCCAAGCACGCCCCCGGAUGGAUUGCAGCGGCAAGUCUGGAGGUGCACGCGAAGAAGAUGGUAGCGGCGAGAAAGAUCAUUGCCGAGGGAUGCGAGAAAUGUCCGAAAAACGAGGAUGUUUGGUUCCACGCUGCCGAGUUGAACACUCCUGAAAACGCCAAGGUCAUUCUCGGCCGCGCCAUCCAACACGUCCCUCUCUCCGUCAAGAUCUGGCUCAAAGCCGCCGAGCUUGAAGCCGACGUCUCCUCCCGCAAACGUGUCCUCCGCAAGGCCCUCGAAUUCGUCCCCAACUCUGUCCUUCUCUGGAAAGAGACCGUCAACCUCGAAGACGACCCCGAAGACGCCCGGAUCCUUCUCACCCGUGCGGUAGAGGUCAUCCCGACGUCGGUGGAGUUGUGGUUGACGUUGGCGAGGCUGGAGACCCCGGCGAAUGCGAAGAGUGUCUUGAAUUCGGCGAGAAAGAAGAUUCCGACGAGUCAUGAGAUUUGGAUUGCGGCGGGUAGGCUGGCGGAGCAGAGUCCAGCAGCUGUGGCGAAGGAGGUCAAAAUGGAGGAUGACGAAGCUGCCCGUGCGGCAGAGACGCAAGCCAGGCAAAAGCUUGCUACCCAAGUGGACGCGCUCAUGAAGAAUGCCGUCAACUCUCUGCGCAAAAACCAGGUGCUCUUAUCCAGGGAACAAUGGCUGCAGGAAGCCGAAACGUGCGAGCAAGAUGGGUCGCCGUUAACUGCUCAGGCUAUUGUCAAAGCCACUAUCGCGCAGGAUGUGGAAGAGGAGGACAGGAUGGAUGUGUGGUUGGAGGAUGCUGAGCGGGCAAGCAAGGGUUGCUUCUAUGAGGUUGCGAGGGCUUGUUACGUCAAGGUGCUCGAGGAGUACGGAGACGAGCCGUUCGUGUGGCGACGAGCCGCCGAGUUUGAAAAAGCCCAUGGCUCGCCGUACGUCUAUCCCACUAUGCACGUUCCCGCUAACCAUAUAUAUAUAGUGACUCUGUCCAGGACAUUCUCGCUCGAGGUUACACUGCCAACCCUCACGCCGAAGUGCUCUGGCUCAUGGCUGCCAAGGAGAAAUGGCUCUCUGGCGACGUCCAGGGUGCCCAGGCUAUCCUCGCCUCGGCUUUCGAACAAAACGAAGACUCCGAGUCCAUCUUCCUUGCUGCCGCCAAGAUUGCCGCCGAGUCGUCCGAGUUUGCCGCUGCGGAGCAAAUCUUGGAGAAGGCGCGAGGUCAGGCGGACACGGAGCGGGUGUGGAUGAAGGGUGCGGUGCUCGCGAGACAGCUGGGUAAGACGGAAGAAGCGCUCAGGAUUUUGGAGGAGGCGAUCCAAAAGUUUGGCAAAUUCGACAAGCUUCAUAUGAUCCGUGGUCAGAUUUACGAAUCCGCCACUCCCCCCAAUAUAUUCGCUGCGCGUAAAGCCUUUGAGGACGGACGAAAGUCGUGUCCCAAGUCUAUACCGCUUUGGGUCCUGGGGGCGAGAUUGGAAGAGAAGUCGGGUGCGACGAUCAGGGCGAGAGGGUUGAUGGAGAAGGCGAGGUUGGCGAACCCGAAGAAUGAUGAGCUGUGGCUGGAGAGUGUUGGGAUUGAGGAGCGGGCUGGAGGCCAGGCUCAGGCAAAGAACCUUCUCGCACGAGCGAUGCAAGAAUGCCCCACCUCCCCUCUCCUCUGGUCCAAAGCCAUCUUCAUGGAACAGCCCCAACAGCGCAAGGGCCGCUCUGUCGACGCCCUCAAAAAGGCCGGCGAACACCCCGCCGUCAUCCUCGCCGUCGCCCGUCUCUUUUGGUCUGAACGCAAGAUUGAAAAAGCGAGGGCUUGGUUUGGUAAUGCGAUCACGGCGGAUCAGGAUUGGGGAGAUGCGUGGGGGUGGUGGCUCAAGUUUGAGAGGCAGCAUGGGGAGAAGGAGAGGCAGGAGGGGGUGGUGGAGAAGUGUAUCGCUGCGCAACCGCAUCAUGGACCGGUGUGGCAGGCUGUGGCGAAGGACUUGGCGAAUGUUGGGAAGAGCACGCAGGAGGUGUUGGAGCUGGUAGCGGACAAGUUGGAAUAGAUCUAUCGUGUUCUGUGUACGGUGUCCUACUAGACAUGAUGUAUCAUCAUCAAUAAUCUGCAGCA
Cryptococcus amylolentus CBS 6039 is the source of this 2969-nucleotide messenger RNA. RefSeq lists its product as hypothetical. Gene Ontology annotation, biological process: spliceosomal tri-snRNP complex assembly; mRNA splicing, via spliceosome. Gene Ontology annotation, cellular component: U4/U6 x U5 tri-snRNP complex; catalytic step 2 spliceosome. Gene Ontology annotation, molecular function: protein binding. The record is from RefSeq and is a predicted model, not a curated record. Lineage: Eukaryota; Fungi; Basidiomycota; Tremellomycetes; Tremellales; Cryptococcaceae. The coding region runs from base 35 to 2119 and encodes 694 amino acids. The transcript has 5 exons.